Bactrocera oleae (olive fruit fly) is the source of this 1747-nucleotide messenger RNA. NCBI's taxonomy places the organism in Eukaryota, Metazoa, Arthropoda, Insecta, Diptera, Tephritidae. The record is from RefSeq and is a predicted model, not a curated record.
UGAAUUCAACGUCGUUUAUCGUUUUGCACUCUUUGCAUUAUUUUAGUUAUUGAAUCAAUAGUCACUUCAAAGGCCGCGCACACAUAUUUUUCGCCAGUUAUCAAUGUGGACUUUGUUGUUGUGCUGACUUUUCAACCUUGCAACCGGAAAUGUCAGCUGAAUGCGCAAAAAGAAUUCGAAAUUCGAGAUUCGGAACGAAGUGUGCGACUAUAAACCCAUAAAGGAAUAUAAAUUUCGGAAGCAGCGAUGAAAAAUUUAAACAAAAAAAGUGAAUAAAUACAAGUAAAUAUUAUUCUGAGGUUGUACUUGUUUUUGCGCGCAUAAUUUCAGAGCAACGCAACAAUGGAAAUAAACAAAUAAGUUCGAGUUUUUUAUAGCGUACUAUAAAAGCUUAGGUUGGGUGCCGGUAGUAGCAGUAGCACGAUCGCAGCCAUAUUGGGAGCACCACCCCAAAAAGGCAGCACCAAAAAAGUAAUCUAUCCACGUACCACAACAGGCACGUAACACAUAAAAUGCGCUACACUACUUUCUUUUUGCUCGCAGUGGCAAUUGCGGUUGUUGCGGCAACUCCACUUAAGCGUACGAGCACUCACCAGCGGCAGCGAGUGCAUUCAGCGCGGCAGCUGCUGGCAACCACCGCACAGCCAGUGCAAGCUAGAACCGGUUACCCGGCAGCCGGCUUUCGGCCACACAUAGCCUUUGAGUUGCCAAAUGAACGCAAAACGACAGAGUUGCCAACAGUGAGCAGCACGUCAGCGCCAGCUGAUGAAGUUACAACCGCGCAAACCGAAGACGCCGCUGGCUCGGAUGAUGUACCUAUUGAUAUUGAGCUGAUUGUCGAAGAUGCAGGCGAAGCGGUGAAUGACGAAAAAUUCGCAACCACAACCGCAACACCGAAGAGCGACGCUGAAAACGAAGUUGAGUUGCAAGUGGAUUUUAAGCAAGAAAGCGCAGCGGCAGCGGUAGAAACGCACACGCCCGCAAUCGAAUAUGGACCACCUGAGGACGAUGCCGACACCGUCGUUGAACCCGCAGAGCACUUUCAACCACCCAAUAAAGAUGCCGAAGAAUUUGCCGCCAGCAAUCCCACAUUCGACGCAGAAGUGGCCGUUGUUGCUGGCAGUGCUGCCACUAAUGUUGACGCUGAUACUACCGCUCAGCCUGUUGCUGAUUUUCCGGCAGUGGAAGAGGCGCGCUUCACGCCUACUGUGGCGUCGAGCAAUGACGACAACGCUGGCGCAGCUCCCAUUGAUGUAAUUAGUGAAUUGGAUGCUGCUGCAGCGCCACAACCAAUACCAGCCGCAACUUACGGUCCACCAACCGGCGUGGAUGAAGCGGAAUCACGCUUGCCGGCGGAGACAUAUGGCGCUCCUGGCGUUGUUGCGGUCGUGCCACACGAGUUUGAGGAGGAAGACUUUGGUGUGGAGUUGAACGAGUUGGAGCCAGCGGCUGCCGCCGAAGAUGCGGAAUUGUCGGCAGAACAAAUUGAAUUGCUCAGUGGACUUAGUGAAUUGCAGAGCGGACGUUUGAUUUUCGUACCCGCAGAUGGUGGCAAUUUGCGUCAGAUCUUAUUUGCAGCGUCACCACAACAGCGGCGCGCGAAUAGGAAUGGUCGUUUACUUCGUUUUUAGAAUAAGACUGUAAACGUAAAUUUGUUUUCGGUUUUUCAAUAUGGAUUGCCUUAUUUAUAUAUAUGUGUAGUACUUAUAACUAAAGAUUUGUGUAAAUAAAAGCUAAAGCACACUCU